AUGGCAGCCUUAACUACUGGAGAUGCUGAGGCUCCGGAAGGUAGAACUCCUGGGGAUGUCAUUUAUGACGCACUCGAGCAUCUCACAAGUGGAGAAUUUAAACGAUUUAAGAACAAGUUAUCAGAUUUCUCUUACCAAGGUGGAAGUUCUAUACCACGUGGACGCCUGGAACACGAAGACCGUAUUGCUGUUAAGGACAUUCUUGUAAAUGUUUAUGGAGCUAUGACAGCUCUAGAUGUGAUGCUUCAAGUUCUCAAAGCCAUUGGAUUCAGGGGCAUUGCAGAGAGACUAGUGAAAAGCAUUCAAACAGACUUGCAGCUUCUUCAAAUAUCACCAGAGAAAUGUCUAGAAGAAUACAGAGAGCAUUAUAUUGAUCACCUGAAGAGUAAAUAUUCAACUUUCGAGGAAAGGAAUGCUCGCAUAGGGGAGGUGGUUAGUUUGCAGAGUAGAUACACCAGACUGUUGAUUAUAAAGAAACAUCGUAAUGAGGUGGAGAGAGAACAUGAAAUAAGGUCUUGUGGCAGAAGGCACCUACAAAUAAUGGACAACAGAUCUUCCCAUGAGUAUUUGCCAACUGAUAUCGACCUCCUGUUUUCUCCUGAUGAGCAUAAAGUUGUCCCCAGAACUGUCGUUCUGCAAGGUCCAGCUGGUAUUGGUAAGACCAUGACCUCUCAAAAGAUCAUGCUUGACUGGGCCUCUGGAAAUCUGUGGCAAGAAAUGUUCAGUUUUGUGUUUUAUCUGAAUUGUAGAAAACUCAACGCCAUCACCAAAAACAUAAGCCUAGCCAAGCUUCUUUGCCAAGUGUGCCAUUUAAAUUAUGAGCAAGGCCUACUUAACUCGAUCUUCAAAGAGCCUGAAAAGCUCCUCUUUGUGAUUGAUGGCUUUGAUGAGUACAAAUGUUCCGUAGAGAUGAGAGCCGAGGUCUGUGAAAACCCUUUUCAAGAAGUCCCUAAACAAAUACUGCUAAACAGUUUCCUUAGAAAAAGAAUGCUCGGGGGGUGUUCACUGAUCAUCACCACAAGACCCUUCUUGCUGAUGAAUCUUCAGCAACUUGUUAAACACCCUCGCUAUGUGGAAAUUCUGGGAUUCACAGGAAAUGACCGCCAAGAAUACUGCUACAAUUUCUUUAAAGACAAAGGUCACGCAAACCUGGCUCUCAGUGUUAUUAUGGACAACGAUACUAUCUUCACCAUGUGCGCUGUCCCGAUAACAUGCUGGAUCGUAUGUACUGUAAUAAAACAGAAAAUUGAAAGGGGAGUUCAUGUGGUGAAUAAUUGCAAUACAACUACAUCUAUAUACCUGCUCUACCUGAAAAGUUUGCUUACUACAGGAUCCAACCAGGUAAUUACCUGUAUCAAAAAGUUGUGUGCUUUGGCUAAUGAAGGAGUUUGGAAUCAGAAGAUCUUGUUCGAAGAAGAAGACGUUCAAAGACACGGGCUUUCUUUAUUAGACGAAGAGUCUGCGUUCUUGAUCCAGAACAUCUUUCUCCAGGAUAUCGACAUUCGAACCUGCUACAGCUUCAUCCAUCUGAGCAUCCAGGAGUUCUUUGCCGCUCUGUACUACGUGCUGGUUGACGAAUCCGAAAGACACAUUACCUACGCUGCCAACGAACAUGCCGCCUGUUCAGAGAUUUGGACCCUCAGCCAAUUGCUGAAGACAUCGGUGGGAAAGUUACACCUGGAAUUAACUGUUCAGUUCCUGUUUGGUCUCGUUGGUGACAUUCACCAGACAAGAAGAUGUCUAGGUUGUCCGUUAUCUUUCAAUGAGAUUUCCGUUCUAGAAACGUGGCUGAAAAACCUUGGUUUUUCUCAUUCUUGCAGAAUAUUCAGACUCUUGUAUGAAACAGAUGAUGCUAACUUGAUUGAAAGGACUAUGUCUCGCUUCUCCCACAUAGACAUUAAGUCACGUGACUAUGAAUACAGGCUCAGCGAUAUGGAUUACAGAACAUUAGCGCACUGUUUGAUCAUUGCAGCUUUCUUGACAAUGAACAAAAACAUAAAGACAGAUGCAGCAUCUCUAAUCUCUUUACAUCCCAUCGUGGAAUACAAGAACUUGUCCAAAAACCGAUCUCUGAUCAAACUUGACCUGUCAGAGAAUAACCUACAGGACUCUGGAAUAAACCUACUGCACCCGGAACUCAAGCAUCGGAGCUGCAAUAUACAAGAGCUGAGGUUGAGGAAUUGUGGUCUGACGUCAUUGAGCUGUGAAGACCUCUGCUCUGUUAUAGCCAAAAACCGAUCUCUGAUCAAACUUGACCUGUCAGAGAAUAACCUACAGGACUCUGGAAUAAACCUACUGCACCCGGAACUCAAGCAUCGGAGCUGCAAUAUACAAGAGCUGAGGUUGGAGAAAUGUGGUCUCACCUCAUCCUCCUGUGGCUUUCUCUGCUCAGUUCUUAGAAACCCAUCUCUGAUCACCCUGGAUCUGUCAAGUAAUGAUCUGCAGGACUCUGGAAUAAAAUGUCUAAGCAAAAUACUUGGACAUGUUCGCUGCAGCUUGCAGAAUCUGAGGCUGAAUAAAUGUGGUCUAAGCUCGUUCUCCUGCGGUGGCCUGAGCUCUGUUAUUAUUACAAACCGGUAUCUGACCACCCUGGACCUUGCAAAUAAUAAUCUACAGGACAUUGGAAUAAGGCGUCUCUGUGAAGGACUCAAACAUGCUGAUUGUACUCUGCAGGAGCUCAGGUUAAAUAAAUGUAAUCUGACCUACUCGUGCUGCUACGAGAUUCGCUCCGCUAUUGCUGCAAACCACUCUCUGAUCAAGCUGUGCCUGUCAUACAAUAACUUGAUGGACUCUGGAAUCAAACUGCUGUGUGAAGUAUUGAGAUCUCCUGGCUGCACGCUGCGUGAACUAAGGCUGGAGCAAUGUGGCCUGACCUCGCACUGCUACGACGAUCUGAAAUCUGUCAUCAAAACUAACUUAUUUCUGACCACGCUGCACCUGAACACUGAUAAUAUAAAGAGCAUGAGAAAGGAAUUUCAGAAUCUCAAGCGCCCGCCUGCUGCUAAACUAGAUCUGAGGAUCCUUACACUGUCCUGA
Nanorana parkeri is the source of this 3036-nucleotide messenger RNA. Its product is annotated as NACHT, LRR and PYD domains-containing protein 3-like. NCBI's taxonomy places the organism in Eukaryota, Metazoa, Chordata, Amphibia, Anura, Dicroglossidae. Gene Ontology annotation, molecular function: protein binding. The transcript has 12 exons. The coding region runs from base 1 to 3036 and encodes 1011 amino acids. Gene Ontology annotation, cellular component: cytoplasm. The record is from RefSeq and is a predicted model, not a curated record.